Molecule: messenger RNA, 621 nt
Organism: Phanerochaete carnosa HHB-10118-sp
Lineage: Eukaryota; Fungi; Basidiomycota; Agaricomycetes; Polyporales; Phanerochaetaceae
Exons: 2
Source: RefSeq, a predicted model, not a curated record
UCGCCCGGCUUCCCAGAGCACCCGAACGAGGCUCCUGCUUUCCCAUCUCACUCACCCGGGUUCCCAGACGAGAAGGUCCAUGAGCGGGGCUUCACCCCAGGCCUCCCGAACUCCCAGCAUCAUGCUGGUGCAUCGCCUGCGCCCGCGCUGCAGCACGGCUCGCCCCCGCCCUCGGGUUUCCGUGUGCCGCUGACGAGCGGCGCGCCGUUCCCUAGCCCCCAGCAGGCGGGGAGCCCGGUCGCAUACGACAUCGACCACAGCCCGAUCUUCCUCGGCUCCGCGCUGUUCGAGAAGUCCGUGCACCCGUGCAAGAUCGCCGCCGCGCUGAACCCGCCCUGCCGCGUCCCGUACGCGGGCACCGAGUUCGAGCACCACGGCCGCUUCGAUCUCCUCCCGUUCGACCCGAACACGAUGGAGUGGCUGGUCACGUCCCAUGGGCGGAUUCCGCCCGGCAAGAGGCCCGUAGAGGGAGGAUACGAGGAGCACGGCGCCAAGCUGUACCACGCCCUUGCGCAGGUCAGCGGUGUUGAGGUCCCCGGGAAGACGGGUGAACAUCUGGGUGGAUGCAAUGUCGCUUUUGGCGGAGGGGAGCACGUUUUCCGAGAGAACUACAAGAUCUUG